GUCGGGGAGGGGAAAGAGGCAGGAGCGCUCCAACAACGGCUGACGGAGUUGUGGGUUGUCUUCCCUCCGCGACGGAAGCGGAUUCUUUCCUCGCGAGCUCGGGGACUAUUUGGCGGGCGGCCGGAAGAAGGUCCGGCGGCGGCAGCGCUCCGCCCCGUGCCGGUCUCCCUCCGCCCCCUCAGCCGCCAUUUCGAGAGCCGCCGCCGCCUGACUCGCACUCACUCUGACGGCGAAGGUCCGGCCCGGCUCGGCGGUCGAACUACCAGAAGCAGCCAUGGCGGCCUCUGUGGGCAACGUAGCCGACAGCACAGAACCAACGAAACGUAUGCUUUCCUUCCAAGGGCUAGCGGAGUUGGCUCACCGGGAGUAUCAAGCAGGGGACUUCGAAGCAGCUGAGAGACACUGCAUGCAACUUUGGCGACAGGAGCCUGACAACACCGGUGUGCUCCUGUUGCUCUCAUCAAUUCACUUCCAGUGUCGCAGGCUGGACAGGUCUGCUCACUUCAGCACUUUGGCGAUCAAGCAGAAUCCGUUGUUGGCAGAAGCCUACUCCAAUCUGGGGAACGUAUACAAGGAACGUGGGCAACUGCAGGAGGCAAUUGAACAUUAUCGGCAUGCCCUGCGCCUCAAGCCAGACUUCAUUGAUGGAUACAUUAAUCUUGCUGCUGCUUUAGUAGCUGCAGGGGAUAUGGAAGGGGCAGUGCAGGCAUAUGUCUCGGCCCUGCAGUACAAUCCUGACUUGUACUGUGUGCGUAGUGACCUGGGGAAUCUGCUCAAAGCCCUGGGUCGCUUGGAAGAAGCCAAGGCCUGUUAUUUGAAGGCGAUUGAGACUCAACCCAAUUUUGCAGUUGCAUGGAGUAACCUUGGCUGUGUGUUCAAUGCUCAGGGAGAAAUCUGGCUGGCUAUCCAUCACUUUGAAAAGGCGGUGACUCUUGAUCCAAACUUCUUGGAUGCUUACAUUAAUCUGGGAAACGUCUUGAAGGAGGCACGUAUAUUUGACAGAGCUGUUGCGGCCUAUCUGAGGGCCCUGAGCCUGAGUCCAAACCACGCAGUCGUGCAUGGCAACCUGGCCUGCGUGUACUACGAGCAGGGGCUGAUCGACUUGGCGAUCGACACCUACAAGCGCGCCAUUGAGCUGCAGCCGCACUUCCCUGACGCCUACUGCAACCUCGCCAACGCGCUCAAAGAGAAAGGCAGUGUUGCUGAAGCUGAGGAAUGCUACAACACGGCGCUUCGCCUCUGUCCCACUCAUGCAGAUUCUCUCAAUAAUUUAGCAAACAUCAAGCGGGAGCAGGGAAACAUUGAAGAGGCCGUCCGCCUCUAUCGUAAAGCUCUUGAGGUUUUCCCAGAGUUUGCAGCUGCCCAUUCCAAUUUAGCAAGUGUUCUGCAGCAACAAGGAAAGCUGCAGGAGGCCCUCAUGCAUUACAAAGAAGCCAUCAGAAUCAGCCCCACAUUUGCUGAUGCCUAUUCCAACAUGGGGAACACCUUAAAAGAGAUGCAAGAUGUUCAGGGAGCGUUACAAUGCUACACGCGGGCCAUCCAAAUAAAUCCUGCCUUUGCAGAUGCCCAUAGUAACUUAGCUUCCAUCCACAAGGAUUCGGGGAACAUUCCAGAGGCCAUUGCUUCCUAUCGCACUGCCCUGAAACUGAAACCUGAUUUCCCUGAUGCCUACUGCAACUUGGCACACUGCUUGCAGAUAGUUUGUGAUUGGACUGAUUAUGAUGAAAGGAUGAAGAAGCUGGUCAGCAUAGUGGCUGACCAGCUGGAGAAGAACAGGCUUCCUUCUGUCCAUCCCCAUCACAGCAUGCUGUAUCCAUUGUCUCACAGCUUCAGAAAGGCCAUUGCUGAAAGACAUGGAAACUUGUGCUUGGACAAGAUCAAUGUUCUUCACAAGCCGCCCUAUGAACACCCAAAGGACUUGAAGGCGAGUGAUGGUCGACUCCGCAUUGGCUAUGUGAGCUCUGACUUCGGGAAUCACCCCACAUCCCAUCUCAUGCAAUCAAUUCCAGGCAUGCACAAUCCUGACAAGUUUGAGGUGUUCUGCUACGCUCUUAGCCCUGAUGAUGGUACAAACUUCCGGGUGAAGGUGAUGGCUGAAGCGAAUCACUUUAUUGAUUUAUCUCAGGUCCCAUGCAACGGAAAGGCUGCUGACCGCAUCCACCAGGAUGGCAUACAUAUCCUCAUCAACAUGAAUGGCUACACCAAAGGAGCCCGGAACGAGCUGUUUGCUCUCAGGCCCGCCCCAAUACAGGCAAUGUGGCUGGGCUAUCCUGGGACUAGCGGGGCGUUAUUCAUGGAUUAUAUAAUCACAGACAAAGAAACAUCACCCAUUGAAGUGGCCGAACAAUAUUCCGAAAAGCUUGCUUACAUGCCAAAUACAUUCUUCAUUGGAGAUCAUGCUAAUAUGUUCCCGCAUCUGAAGAAAAAAGCUGUCAUCGACUUCAAAUCCAAUGGACACAUUUAUGACAACAGAAUUGUUCUGAAUGGCAUAGACCUGAAGGCAUUCAUUGACAGCCUGCCUGAUGUGAAAAUAGUUAAGAUGAAAUGUCCUGAUGGAGGAGAUAAUGCUGACAGCAGCGCAAGCCUCAACAUGCCUGUCAUUCCCAUGAAUACAAUUGCAGAGGCUGUGAUUGACAUGAUCAAUCGUGGACAGAUUCAGAUAACCAUCAAUGGUUUCAACAUUAGCAAUGGGCUAGCGACUACCCAGAUCAACAACAAAGCAGCUACUGGUGAGGAGGUUCCCCGCACCAUCAUUGUCACCACCCGCUCUCAGUAUGGACUGCCAGAAGAUUCAGUUGUAUAUUGUAACUUCAAUCAGUUGUAUAAGAUUGACCCUGCCACUCUGCAGAUGUGGGCCAAUAUCUUGAAACGUGUUCCAAACAGCGUCUUGUGGCUCCUGCGUUUCCCAGCCGUGGGAGAGCCAAACAUCCAGCAGUAUGCUCAGAAUAUGGGUCUCCCCCAGAACCGCAUCAUCUUCUCCCCAGUUGCCCCCAAAGAGGAGCAUGUGAGGAGGGGCCAGCUGGCUGACGUCUGCCUGGACACCCCCCUGUGCAACGGCCACACCACUGGGAUGGACGUGCUCUGGGCUGGCACCCCAAUGGUCACCAUGCCCGGCGAGACGCUUGCUUCACGUGUUGCUGCCUCCCAGCUUACUUGCCUUGGCUGUCCUGAACUCAUUGCCAAGAGUAGACAAGAAUAUGAAGACAUUGCUGUGAAACUGGGAACCGAUCUGGAAUACCUGAAGAAAAUACGAGGCAAAGUCUGGAAGCAGAGAAUAUCCAGCCCACUGUUCAACACAAAGCAGUACACAAUGGAACUGGAGCGGCUUUACCUUAAGAUGUGGGAUCACUGUGCAGCCGGCAACAAACCAGACCACAUCAUUCAACCUAUAGAGAGCGGAGAGUCCGUCUAACUGAUGCAAGCCGUGAGACAAACCUCUCGGGAGGCAGCAGGGACCUAAGGACUCCAUCUCUGCUUCAUCUGCCUCGUACUUUGUCGCCGACACGGUCUGUAUGGUAGUAAUUGAAGAGCACCGCUGGACUCCUCUCCUGCUUGACCGGGAGAUGAGGAAGUGGCAGUUGAGCGGCGUGGUUCUGCUGUGUGUCUACAGGACCUGCUUUUCAGGGGAAGGUGUGACAUGGCCGGGCAAUUGUGAUUUCAUGGAUUGAUUCAGUUUUCCUGUGAGUUAGAUUUUUCUCUUCUACAUGGAUUUGGCAUUGGAGCUUUUAAGAAUAUUUGGUUUUCAGGUGUUCCUGUUGGUACAUACGUGGGUCUUCUCUGGCAAGAUUUCCAGCUAGUACGUGUUGCUCCUUCCCAAGCCACUUCUCUGAGCUGCACAGAAUAAAAGGGCGUCUCUGCUGGUGAAGUUUUUUAUGGGUUUUAUAAACCACUUGAGUCUGCAUCAGCAUGAUUAACGUUUGACCUCUUGGGGGCUUUUCUUGUGCUGUGUUGGCUUAGAUGAGGAUUUUUUUAAAGCUUCCUCUUGUCAGUUAUCUUGAAGAUGGCACACCUCUGCAGAAAAAGUAAAUUCAAAAGUAAAAUGUAAAGUCUCCCUGAAACACGGAGAAAACACAACCUGGUGCCAAAUGCAUAUUCUUCAGGAAUGGUUUUAAUUAUGUACAGAGAUGCAGGCCUAGCCGUGUAGCAAAGACUUAAUAAUAAAAAUAAAGCUUUGGUUUGCCCAGGUUGGCACACUGGACAUAUGUUUCACCAUCCUCCCUGUCAAAACAAUUAUGUGGUGGGCUGCUAGCCUCUUGAGAUGCCUUUCUAAGCUCUCUGUUUAAAAUGCAGCUGUUCUGUUUACUUCAGCAGAAAUGCAAUCCCAGGUAAGUAUGGAUUUUCUUUUCAGUGUCUGCCUCCAGUUGAAAUAGCAUUUCUGAAAUGCCAAGGUACAUUUAGAGAUUGAAUGGGCCCUUGUUAAUUUUGGCCAAACUCGGAGUGUUUUUCUUAAGAUGCUUUUUGGCACGAGGUGCAAAAGCCUUUAGGUGGGUUCCGUACUGAAUAAAACUAGGAAGGAAUUACUUUCUAAACUUAAAUGUGCUUCACGCCUCAAGGUUAAAGAACAAAACAGUAUCUUUGUGGUUGGUUGUGUUACACACAGAUACUUGAUAGAAAAUUGCUAGCAAAUGCAUUUACUCCAAGUGACUGGUAUGGCGUACCCUUUGUUAGUCUGUUGGUGUUCAGGUAUCUUUACCCCAAGGCAUGCUUCAGCCUCUGCAGUAUCCUGGUGGUUUUUUCUUUGUUUCAUUUUGGCAGGGGCUUAAUAUGGAGCAGAGAAAUUUUGUCCCAAAUGCCACUCUAGAUUAGCCCACGUGUAAUGGCAACAAUUUUUGUCUUUUUGGGGGGGGACACACUUAAAUCUUGACUUUAAUCAAGAGAUUGAGAUGAAUAUAUACAUACAGCUGGAAUUGGAGUAGGGAGCUUAACUUUGUUUCUGUUAGAAGCUGUAUAUGUCCUCCUGAACAGAUUUAACCACUGUGUGUAGUUUGAAAGGGGGAGGGGAGAAGGGAAUCCUCCUGUUGCGAGGAUAGCUGUUCUUACUUCUGCUUGCUCACUGUAACAGCUUUUGUUUGCAGAUAAUUGUCUGGUUAAAUACAGAUUAAAAUCACUGGCUUCUGU
Messenger RNA from Pogona vitticeps (central bearded dragon), 5118 nucleotides. It is a transcript of the gene OGT, whose product is annotated as O-linked N-acetylglucosamine (GlcNAc) transferase. Gene Ontology annotation, biological process: protein O-linked glycosylation. The record is from RefSeq and is a predicted model, not a curated record. NCBI's taxonomy places the organism in Eukaryota, Metazoa, Chordata, Lepidosauria, Squamata, Agamidae. Gene Ontology annotation, molecular function: protein O-acetylglucosaminyltransferase activity; protein binding.